AUGCAGGCCGGUGACGCCCAGGUGGCCGCGGGCCACUCGCUGGACCUGCAGGACGUGCCGUCGGCGGCUGACGUGCAGAGCAUGCGCGAGGACGCCCUGCUCACCACCGUCCUCAUGGAGCACGGGCACCCCGUGGAGGGCGACCCAAUGUCCCAGCCCCUCGACGCGGGGAUGCACCAAUCGGAGGCCUACGCGCUCAAGUCGUCGCCGGAUGACGGCUACGGGGGGUACGGAUUCAAGAACGGGCAGGACAUGAUGCUGCCGGCCGAAUUGGCGGGCGUGGCUAUGGACCAGCCGGUUGAGCUGGUGCCGAUCCAGGUGGUGCCCUCCCAGGGGGGGAUGAUGACGAGCGAGGCCUUCUCGCCCAACGGGUACAUGGACGGGUCGGGGUACGCCAUGGCCAACAGCCAAUCCAAGCCGAUGCAGCAGGGGGGGCAAUUCUCGGGGCAGCGGUUCGUGUCCAAGGGGUCGUCGGACACGUCGCUGAGGGGAGUUGGCCACACGCCCACGCGGGUGGACGCCAACGGCCGGCCCACCAAGAUGCUGGUGCACCGCGCCAGGAGCGCCGGCGGUGCGCAGGCGGGGUUGGGGCUGUACCGAUCGGUGGCCAGGGUGUCCAGGACGAUGUCCGACUCGGACAUCGUGCUGGAGAGCCCGCUGGGCGGGCAGAUGGGCUCCGGGCAGAUGGGGCACUCCGUGUUCCACGGGAUGGGGGGCGUCGUGCAUGCCGGCGGGCGGAUGGGCAACCACUGCAUGACGGAGAACGGGGACAGGGCGGCGGUGGGCGGCAAGGAGGGGACCAAGACGCGGUGGAAGCCCAACCCCGUGCAGCUGUGCCUGCUGGAGCAGCACUUCAACUCAGGGUACACAAAAGCUACUCCAGAACUGCAUGCUGCUGUUCAAGGAGCAGGCCAUGCGACUGAGAAUCAGGUCACAGUGUGGCUCAAGAACAGACUGUCCAGGUGCAAGCGCCCACCUCCCAAGGCCAAGCAGAGCGAUGCCCUGAAGGUUGAGGAGGAAGAGAGUGACAAUGAGGUCCCUUGGGAGGAUUUCUCGAAGGUGUCGGCGACUGUUCUCGAAGAGCUGUCGUCCAUCCUAUCCACAGUUGACAAGCAGGAUAUUGUCACUCUGGCCAAGUCCAUCCGCAGCGCCAACAGAAUAGGAUGCUGUGGUGUUGGACGGGAGGGAUUGGUGAUGAGGGCACUUGCUGCCAGCCUGCAUCAUUUGGGCUUCGAGGUGUACUGCACUGGGGACACGAAUAUGCCACCCUUCGGCGCUAAUGACCUAAUGCUUGUCAGCGCAGGGCCUAGUUAUUACAGCUCGGUGAGCGCCAUUGCACUGGAAGCAAUGCGUGCCCAUGCAGUAGUCAUUGCCUUCACCGCUCACAAGACUGCUGACCUGCCCUUUGCUGAGCAUGUCAUCCGCAUCGCUGCACAAACCUUGCCGCCAUCGAUGCCAGUCAUGAACCAAAACCUGAGUGGCACAGGCACAGACCUGAUGUCAUUCCUGCCUGAGGGGCGUGUAAGCAUUCUGCAGAUGGGAGCAUCGUAUGAAAUGAGCAUGUGGCUCAUGUUCGAGUGUGUCAGCAUCAUGCUGCGGAAGGCCUGCCACGUGUCAGCCUCUGACAUGCGCUCCAGGCACACGAAUCUGGAGUGA
Molecule: messenger RNA, 1656 nt
Organism: Ostreobium quekettii
Lineage: Eukaryota; Viridiplantae; Chlorophyta; Ulvophyceae; Bryopsidales; Ostreobiaceae
Source: the annotation of a GenBank genome assembly